AUGCCUCCCGUCUCUGCUUCCAAGGCCAAGCGUCAGGCCGAGAAGGCCGCCAAAGCAGCCGCCAAGGGCUCGUCCAAGGGAUCCUCCAAGUCUGGCACCACCAACGGCACCUCCGAGACGCCACUGACCAAUGACUCGGCCAACACCUCGGUCGAGGAGCUCAACAUGAAGAAGCUCAACCUUGCCACGGAGCGAAACGCCUCUGGUGUGCUCACUUCGGACAAGCACGGCCGUGAUAUCCACAUCGACAACUUCACCAUGUCCUUCCACGGUCGCCUGCUCAUCGACACGGCCACCAUCAACCUCAACUACGGCCAGCGUUACGGUCUUCUCGGUGACAACGGUUCGGGCAAGACCACUUUCCUUGCCGCCCUUGCUGCCCGUGACGUCGAGAUUCCCGACCACAUCGACAUCCACAUUGUCUCUGGUGAAGCCGAGCCCUCUGAGGUCAACGCCGUCGACUACAUUGUCGCCUCGGCCAAGGCCAAGGUCGCCAAGCUGGAAAAGGAGAUCGAGGACCUCUCGGUGGCCGACAACAUCGACGAGGUCACCCUCGAGAUGAAGUACGAGGAGCUCGAGGAGCUUGACCCCAGCACCUUUGAGACCAAGGCCGGCAUGAUCUUGCACGGUCUCGGUUUCUCGCCCGAGAUGAUGAGGAAGCCCACCAAGGACAUGUCCGGUGGUUGGAGGAUGCGUGUCACGCUCGCCAAGGCGCUCUUCAUCAAGCCGCACCUCUUGCUCCUCGACGAGCCCACCAACCACUUGGACUUGGAAGCCGUCGUCUGGCUCGAGGCAUACCUCUCCACCUACAACCACAUUCUUGUGCUCACCUCGCACUCGGCCGAUUUCAUGGACUCGGUUUGCACCAACAUCCUCGACUUGACGCCCCAGAAGAAGUUCUUGACCUAUGGUGGUAACUACUCGACCUAUGUCCGAACCAAGGAGGAGAACGAGACGAACCAGAUGAAGGCCUACGCCAAGCAGCAGGAAGAAAUUGCCCACAUCAAGAAGUUCAUCGCCUCCGCCGGUACCUACGCCAACUUGGUCAAGCAGGCCAAGUCCAAGCAGAAGAUCAUCGACAAGAUGGAGGCUGCUGGUCUCAUCGAGCCCGUCUGGGCGCCCAAGCCGCUGCGCUUCAACUUUGAGGAUGUGCGCAAGAUGCCUCCUCCCAUUAUCGCUUUCAGCGAUGUUGCCUUUUCGUACAGCGGCAAGAAGGAGGACUACCUGUACAAGGAUCUCAGCUUCGGUAUCGACAUGGACUCGAGAGUCGCCAUUGUCGGUCAGAACGGUACGGGUAAGUCGACGCUGUUGAACCUCAUCACUGGCGCGCUCAACCCGUGCGAGGGUACCGUGCAGAGGCACGCCGGUCUCAAGCUGGGCAAAUACUCGCAGCACUCUGCGGACCAGCUGCCGUACGAAAAGUCGCCGCUCGAGUACAUGGAGUCCAAGUACAAGGAGAAGUUCCCGGACAAGGACCUCCAGUUCUGGCGUGGACAGCUGGGCCGAUUCGGUCUUUCGGGUGCCCAUCAGACUGCGCCUAUCCGCACGCUCUCGGACGGUCUGCGUAACCGCGUCGUCUUCUCGCAGUUGGCCAUGGAGCAGCCGCACGUCUUGCUGCUCGACGAGCCGACGAACCACUUGGACAUGGGCUCGAUCGACGCGCUCGCCCAGGCGAUCAAGGAGUUCGAGGGCGGUGUCGUGAUCGUCUCGCACGACUUCCGAUUGAUCAGCCAGGUCGCCCAGGAUCUGUGGGAGGUCAAGGACAGGAAGAUUGUCAACCUCUCGACACAGGACGUCUCGAUCCAGGACUACAAGAAGCAGCUCGCCAAGAACUCGGCGGAGGCCAUCGAGAGGGCUAAGCUCUUCGCCAAGGGUAAGGCGUAG
Molecule: messenger RNA, 1884 nt
Organism: Sporisorium graminicola
Lineage: Eukaryota; Fungi; Basidiomycota; Ustilaginomycetes; Ustilaginales; Ustilaginaceae
Exons: 2
Coding region: 1-1884 (627 amino acids)
Molecular function (GO): ATP hydrolysis activity; ATP binding
Source: RefSeq, a predicted model, not a curated record